AUGGAUCUUAACUAUUCGCGCAGCAGGAACUCGCCACUUGGCAAGGUGAAGCAUUUUUAUGCCAGAUUAACGAUCCGGGCGAAAGUGCUUCUCGGUUGCCUUUUCUUGUUUGUCUUCUACAGGCAGUUUUUGAGAUCAUUUUCAACUUCUGACCAAGGGUUGAACGACAAAAUUUCAGAAUCUGAGCAUAUUUCAUCGAUCUCUCUUGAUGAUUCAACGAAGGAUCAGAAGAUCAGUAUGAUCUCCUUGACCUAUAUGAACCUUGAAGACCCAUUUAUGAAUCCUAGCACUUUACAGUUUUAUAACUAUAUCAACGGUGGUAACAUGCAAUUGGAGAGAAACGCCGAUUAUAUUCGAUUGGUGGCGGACAGGCCUUCGGCCGUUGGAUAUGUUGUUUCCCGAAAUUCCAUUUCGGAGGAGGAUUCAUCAGCGUUGCAGAUUGAGCUGGAUUUCAGACUGCAUGGAAGUCAGAAUAAGCCUGACCUGAUUGGUGAUGGCAUGGCAUUGUGGAUUACUGAGUCUCCGUUGAAUAGGGGAGAUGUAUUUGGUAUGCAAAGCGACUAUAAAGGCCUAGGCAUCUUUAUUGAUACCUAUCGAAAUGCCGACAGACAGGAGUACAAGACCACAAACAAGCGUAGGUUCCCAUACCUUUCUCUUCAGCCCAACUUUGGAGACGUUGGUCGGUAUAUCAAAUCGAACGACGGUUUUCAGACCGAACUUGACGGCUGCUCAUUACACGAUAUCUAUAAUCCAGGAGAAGAGAAUACUGUUUCUAAGAUGAGAAUCAUUUACUUGAGAGACAGUCAGUACCUGCAGAUCGACGUGGAUGCUCAAGGUGCGGGUGACUGGAAAACGUGCGUUCAGAGACGGGAUAUUCCACGAAUUCUAAUUCCUAAGAAUCCGUACUUGGCAAUCAGUGCAGAAACUGGGGAGCUUUUUCAAGCUGUUGACAUCUACAGCAUGAAAGUUCAGACUUUUAGAAUGGCCAAUGGAGAUUUGGUGAAAUCCGUUAGUGACCUACUGGAAGGUUUGGAAAUCGGACUUCCUGAGCAAAGCAUUGAGAAGCCAGAAUCAUCUGGAGACAGCAGUGGAAAAAGAUCGUUAGGAGGUGGAGGAGGAGGCAUCAGACACAGACAAAGAAGAACAUUGAAAAGGUUGCAAAGGCAGGAACGGGAGUUGAAACGGAAAGAUGCUGAAAAAUAUGGAGAUCCAAGGGGAUUCAUCGGCUGGUUCGGUAAAUUGGUGUGGAAAAUUACUAGGACAAUUCUCUACACAAUUUUGGCAAUAAUUCUUGCCUACUUCUGCUUGAUAGCAUACCGUAUUUAUAGAGACAAGCGCAGAAGUAAGCAGCCUCAAGGAUUAUUAUAA
Brettanomyces nanus is the source of this 1368-nucleotide messenger RNA. RefSeq lists its product as uncharacterized. The transcript has a single exon. Gene Ontology annotation, biological process: endoplasmic reticulum to Golgi vesicle-mediated transport; Golgi organization; endoplasmic reticulum organization. The record is from RefSeq and is a predicted model, not a curated record. Gene Ontology annotation, cellular component: COPII-coated ER to Golgi transport vesicle; endoplasmic reticulum-Golgi intermediate compartment; endoplasmic reticulum membrane. Lineage: Eukaryota; Fungi; Ascomycota; Pichiomycetes; Pichiales; Pichiaceae. Gene Ontology annotation, molecular function: D-mannose binding. The coding region runs from base 1 to 1368 and encodes 455 amino acids.